CGACAGUAAUCGUUUGAUUUAAGCGGAAUUAGUGGAAAUGAUUUGCUCCGAUGAUUCGAAGCUGAAUUUUAUUUUAUUUUGAAAAAAAGCACGAGCUAGUUACAAUUUAACUCAUUCGUUACUUUGGUUUUAUGAUGCAUACGAAUUUUAGUAAUUUUACACAAAAAAAAACAUUUGAAUGAAUUUGAAUAAAAUUCGCGGUACGUGAUCGUAAAAUUUUAUCUUAUAAACGAGUUUGAAUAUAAAAUCGCAAUCCGUUUUAGAAACGAAUGAUGAGCUUAUUUUUUUAUCUAUUUGGUGACAAAGCGUUUUCACAUAGCAUGAGACUCGAUCUUGUUUUCACAAACAAUAUUGCGAAAAGAGAAGAAAAAAACGAACAAAAAAAGCUUGUGAAAUUUUAAGAUAUUGUGAAAAGGUUGAAGCUGAUCGUGUAAUGAUAAAUUUUAACAAAUAAUGUGAAAUAAUUCGUGAAGAGGAACAACAAAUUAUAUGGAUAAAUUGACAAGUGAUGUGAUAAACAGGAACCGGACAUGAAAUCAGUGUAACUCGACAUUUCGGUCCUCUAAGUCAGAUGUGUACAAAAGUUCUACCUCGUUUUAAUUGAAAAUGGCAGUCUCUUUGAUGAUUUUCAUUGUAACCUUGCUCCUGAUUGGUCAAGUGUUUACCCAAGAUGCAAUAGUAUUUUACAGUGUCAGGGAGGAACUUCCUGUUGAUACUUAUAUUGGCAGUAUUGGUCUGGACAGCAAACUAUUCUCAAACAUUACCACGGAUCGAUACAAUGACCUCCAAUAUAGAAUUUCCACUGAAAUAAGCAACACUGCAACAUAUUUUAAAAUUGAUACAAAUGGUCUUUUGUUUAUACGUAAUAAAAUUGACAGAGAAAAUAUCGAAUUUUGCGAUGAUGACUGUUUUCUAGAAUUCAAUGUUAUUGUCUAUGAAUUAGUGGAACCAACCUAUCUUAUAAAAGUUCAAAUUGAAGUUCAAGAUAGAAAUGACAAUGCUCCAGAAUUUCUGCCAAUAGCAAGUCCAGUUCAGGUUCUGGAAUCCCUUAGUGUUGGUUCAGUUAUCAUAACCGGAGCUGCAAUUGAUCUUGAUCAAGGGAAAGAUAACUCUGUUCAAACUUAUCGUUUAAAGCCGGACUAUGGCAUAUUUAAUCUCACUGUAAUGGACAAUAUGGAUUUUCAGAUCCGUCUGACUAAAUCCUUAGACAGAGAAACAGAGCCAUUUUAUCAAAUUGUCGUAUUUGCAAUGGAUGGCGGUGACCAACCACUGACAGGAACAGUAACCAUAGAUAUUGAAGUAACUGAUGACAAUGAUAACGCGCCUAUAUUUUCAGAACAACUUUACAACAUAUCCGUGUAUGAAAACGUGGCUGUAGAUUCAGUAAUACUUAAACUAUCUGCCAAUGACAUGGACGAAUAUGAUAAUGGAAAAGUUUCAUACAAAUUCAGCAAUCGUAUCUCAAAUAAAAUAUCUGAGCUACUUCGCGUUAAUUCAACAAGUGGUGAAAUAUACACGAUUGGUAUAUUAGAUUUUGAAACCGAUAAAGAGCUUAACCUUCAAGUGGUGGCAUACGAUCACGGACUCAUUUCAAAAUCAUCAACAGCAAGCGUAAUUAUCAAGAUUAUGGACAUCAACGAUAAUGCACCGAUAAUCAAUUUAAACGGGAUACAGGAAGUGCUAUCUGAGUCUUCAAGUAUCGGACAGUUUGUUGCUCAUGUUGAAAUUAAGGACCUUGAUUCUGGUAUGAAUGGAAAAGUUUUUUGUAAUGUUUUCGACAAUUUUUUCAAGCUUGAAACAAUGGGUAGUGAAAAUUAUUACAAAAUUGUGUUGAACCGGACAUUGGAUCAUGAUAGUAAGGCAUAUCACAAUGUCACGAUUUUAUGUCAGGAUCUCGGUGACUUACCGAAACAAACAUUUGCGAGUUUCUUUGUUCAAGUUAGAGAUAUUAAUGAUAAUGCCCCAGUAUUUACAGCAUCAGUUUAUGCAAUAUCGGUUGUUGAAAAUAACGACAAAGGUGCUUCUAUUAUCAGUAUUUCGGCAAUAGAUAAAGAUAGCAGUCUAAAUGGACAGGUUUAUUACUCGCUACAUGUAGAAUCACAAGGACUUUUUGUUGUUGAUUCGACUACAGGGCUCAUUACUGCAAACGUUAGUCUAGAUCGUGAAACUCACGGGGAAGAAAGUAUAUUUCGAGUUUUUGCCACGGAUAGAGGGGAACCAGCACAUACUGCUACCGGGACUGUGGUCGUGAAUAUUCUUGAUUUGAACGAUAAUGAUCCAAAAUUCACUAGUGACCCUUUUUAUCUGGAUAUUCUAGAAAAUCAACGAGUUGGAUCAGUUGUUGGAAAUGUCUCCGCCUCUGAUCCAGAUGCUGCCUUAAAUGGAACAUUCUAUUUUAAAUUUCCGGAAGAACCGAAUAUCCAGGAAUACUUUGAAUUUCAUGACUCUGGGGUUAUUAAAACAAAAAAGAUGCUUGAUCGUGAGUCAAUAAUGAUUCAUGAAUUUUAUGUACAUGCAGUUGAUAUGGGUGGGCGAACUAGUUCUGCUCUUGUUUUUGUAAACGUUAAAGAUGUUAACGACAAUGUUCCGGAAAUAAUUUACCCCAAUGAAUAUGAUAACACUAUCAGCAUCCCAUUCACACUUAAAGAAAAUUCUGAGGUAAUUGAAAUUGAUGCAAGAGAUUAUGACAGUGGUGUGAAUUCUAAACUUUAUUAUUUCAUUGACAAGGAUAAUGCAAGCUAUGCAUUUAAUAUUGACAGUAAAUCGGGAAAAAUGUUUUUAAACAAAAGUUUACAUCAAAAGGAUGUUGGACAUACGUUAAGAUUUAAAAUACGUGUAAAAGAUGGGGGUGCACCGCCUUUAGAAUCUUCGAUAGAUUUAUAUAUUCAGGUCAUAGACGGACCUCUUACUGCCUCCGUAAAUUUUAACUUGUGGAUUGUCAUCGGAAUUAUAAUUUUCACAGCGGUUGUUUCUGUGAUUAUAAUUAUCGUUAUCGUUAAAAUUUGCUGGUGUAACAGACUGAAGUCCUCGACAGGAAGUACGUCUGACAUUAUCAAGGAAUCAAAUGAAGUUGAUCCCCGCCUUAUAGACUCUUCAUCAUCUGCGUCAACUUCAUCGAAAGAUUCAAAUGGAAAUGAAAAGAUAAAGGACGAAAGUCUUCAUAUUCAAGAUGGCUACCAGAAAGGUUACUACAAUAAUCUGGACGAGACUGGUUACUUUACAAACUCGAGUUUGAACUCAAUCGACAAUCAGAUGUAUAUUGAACAAGUUAAACAGUUUGGUUACGAGCUUCAGAAGAAAAUAGAUGAGACAAAUAGUGAUAACUCUGGUGAGAUAGGAACCAGGGACAGUGGUCAAGGUGGUAGUGAUGUUGAUAUUAAUAGUCUGACAGAGUUACCUGUCCUUGAUAUUCCAGAAAGUCCAAAUGACAAUUAUUUGCCUCCGCCAUGUACAGAUAUCAACAGUGAAUACAUUGAUGGAAGUGGACAUAGAAAUGACUUUUACAAUGACAAGUUACCUCCCUUUACUCAUCAGACAUAUAUUGAAAACUCUAUAAAUAGUAACAAUGAUACUGAUCAGUCAUUUUUCCCUAGAACUGCAGUCAGUUUUUGUAAUUAUCCGACAAAAACUGCAGAGAGGAGAGAAAUCUCAAAGUUGCGAAAAAGUCAAAAGCGGGUCAUGUUUAGUGAUGACCUUGAAAACUCACAGUCAAGUGAAAGGUCAAAUAUUUUAUCAACAUAUUCAAACUCUGAUGUAGGUCAAAGUAGUGAAUCAAUUUUAAAACCGCGUAAAUUUCAUCGAAUGCUCAGUGAGGACAUUACAAGUUCAACGGGUCAAAUUAAUCGUGAUAACGAUUGGUUAAGACGUUCUGCAGAUAGUUUCGCAAGACGGCCAAAUAACGACAAAAUAUACAAUCAGUUACCUAGCAACCAAAUCAAAUUUGGAACAGGAAAUGACUUUAGAAAUCGGCCAAUGGGUAGCAAUAUCAAAACAUAUUUAGAGAAAGUAAUGGAAAAAUCAAAAUCGACUAGUUCAAGUGAUAGUAAUGUGCCAAAAUCGUCGGAAAGUGACACCGUAUUUUCAGUCGACACAUUAAUGUCGGAUUCUACGUAUAGAGAUAGUGACAGUAUUACGACAUCGGGAACGUAUGAUUUGAAUUCAGUUAAUCUUGCCAGUCCGUCAUUUUCAGAUGAUGCUUUUUCAAGAGACAUUGAAAUAUAAAUACAUGUAUGUUAAUAUGAUAUAUAUUCAAUUGUUUUAACAUUAAAGUGUCAUCUGACUUAAUUAUAUCAUCUCUAACUAGAUUCUUUUGUUCUGUGUACAUGAUAUAUGAUUCCUUUGAAGUAAAAUAUAGAUUUCUGUAGAUAUAUUAUACGUGAUAUACAUGUAUGUUAAAAAUUCAUAAAAAUAUAAGACGGCCAAACACUUACUUUUAAUUUUUACUAAAUUUAGAAUAUAAAAUCAUCGAACAAUUUGUCAUGUUCAGUACUCAUUUUCAGUGCACUGUUGUAAUAAUAUUCUUUAUUUAGGUAAAAUCUUUUUCAUGCAUUUUACUCUAUUCUUUAAUUUACAUGUACAUAUAUUUGAAAAAUGAAGAAGUUAAAAGAAUAUCACAAAAUUUCAUUGAAAUGUGUGAAGUAUAUUGAACUAAAGAAAGCAAAACCUAUUGAACUGAAGAACAAUAAAUAUGUCCAGAUUUCAAAUAAUUAUGUUUACAUGUAGUAAAUACAUGUUGUUAUGAUCUUAAAUAAUAAUUGUUAGUGAAAAUAUUUGUAUAUUGCUGUAAAUACAUUUUAAUAUAGUAUGUAUUUAUUCCGGAAAGAGUUAGAUCAUUUCUUUAUUUGCAGGUAAUGUUUUUUUUUUUUUAUAUUUCAUAUACAUUCACCUUUAUGUGAAACAUAUUGCAGGUUUUUUUGUAUAAAUUCAGUUUUGAAUUUUUAUUUUAUAUUUUAUUUUAUUUAUUUUAUGUGGUGGUCAAAAAGCUUGUGCUCAAUAUUUUGUAAGAAUUAUAUUUGUAGAAUCAUUCUUAGAUUCUUGGUAUAUUAAUAAAAUGCUCAUAUUAUGAAUAAACUAAA
This is a messenger RNA of Ruditapes philippinarum (Manila clam), 5075 nucleotides long. RefSeq names its product protocadherin beta-15-like. Gene Ontology annotation, biological process: homophilic cell-cell adhesion. Gene Ontology annotation, molecular function: calcium ion binding. The coding region runs from base 607 to 4221 and encodes 1204 amino acids. Gene Ontology annotation, cellular component: plasma membrane. NCBI's taxonomy places the organism in Eukaryota, Metazoa, Mollusca, Bivalvia, Venerida, Veneridae. The record is from RefSeq and is a predicted model, not a curated record. The transcript has 4 exons.